AUGACAAGAUCAGGUGCAGGUGCAUGCUCAUUGCCUACCUGCAGAUAUUUUCAAAACCUUCUGUUUCUCAAAGACAAGAUUGCCAACAAAGAAACGGAAAGUAAUGUAUCUCUAUCCAAUCAGAGGCAUGCUGUCAGUUUAGAAGAUUCGAUUAUACAAAAUAUGGGAGCUCUUUCACAGCAACAGUCUAUUAGAACACCAAAUACAAGGCCGGGCACAGAACAACAUGCACCUUUGUUAUCUACAACAACAGUUAGUAAUAGCACACAGAAACAGGUUCCUACAACUUCAAGCACACAGCAACUGAAUAGAAGUGCACCUUUCGCACCUACACCAGAUAAACGAAAGAGUGGCUCAAAUGAACUAUUUUCUGGAACCCCUAAACAAAAAAAAGCUGCACGAGAGGAACUGUCAAAUACAGUUGAUCUUUUAACUUUGAAACACCUGGAUAACUUUAGUUCAGCUGAGAAAGAGUUAUUAAAAUCAAUCAACCGAAAAUUUUAA
Paramuricea clavata is the source of this 504-nucleotide messenger RNA. The record is from the annotation of a GenBank genome assembly. NCBI's taxonomy places the organism in Eukaryota, Metazoa, Cnidaria, Anthozoa, Malacalcyonacea, Plexauridae.